Molecule: messenger RNA, 1348 nt
Organism: Lolium perenne
Lineage: Eukaryota; Viridiplantae; Streptophyta; Magnoliopsida; Poales; Poaceae
Source: RefSeq, a predicted model, not a curated record
UCAACCAUUCGACCUCCAAAUUAACCCCUGAUCAGUGAUCACCACCUUUCCCCCGCACGACUCCACCACCACCGGUUGCCUCCUGCCACACGUCAUAUACCUGUCAUCUCGCAGCCAUAGUAGCCAUGGGCACGCUCGUAGGCCACGUCGCGCCGGGCACCGGCUUCCUGCUCAUCGGGCUAUGGCAGCUGUUCAACCACAUCCGGCUGUUCUCCCUGCGGCCCAGCUCCUACGCGGCGCCGGUAUGGUUCCCCGCGCGGCGCGUCCGCCACCUCGAGCUCAUCCUCGUCAUCGUCGGCACGUCGGCGUCCAUCCUGAUGGAGCUCGUCAUCGGCCCCGCGAAGCAUCAGCCGUUCGACGACGACGGCACCAUCCCCUCCGACCACCUCCACAACUUCGAGCACGCCUCCAUCUCGCUCGCGCUGCUCGCCUACGCCGCAGUCACCAUCCACCUGGACAGGGUCCGGGCGCACAUGCGGGACGCCGUGUCGCAGCUUGUCGCCGCCGCGGCGUUCGCACAGCAGCUGCUCAUCUUCCACCUCCACUCCACGGACCACAUGGGCGUGGAGGGGCAGUUCCACUGGCUUCUGCAGGGCGUCAUCGCCGUCACGCUCGCCACCACGCUGCUGGGGAUCCCGUGGCCGCGGAGCUUCACCGUGAGCCUGGUCAGGUCGGCCAGCCUCGUGUUACAGGGCGUGUGGUUCGUCGUCAUGGGCGUCAUGCUCUGGACGCCAGCGCUGAUCCCCAAGGGAUGCUUCCUCAACUUCGAGGAAGGCCACGAGGUUGUCCGGUGCCGCACCGACGAGGCGCUCCACCGCGCCAAGUCGCUGGUCAACCUGCAGUUCAGCUGGUACCUGACGGCCACCGUGGUGUUCGUCGUCGUGUUCUACCUCCAGGUCAGCAGGUUGUACCCCGAGGAGCCGCAGUACCUGCCGCUGGUGAAGGGAAGGCACGCUGACGGCGACAGGGAUGCUCGGUUCAGCAUCGGGGACGAUCACGAGGACGAUGACGACGAGGACGACCUCGAGGCCGCGAAGCGUAGUAACGGGCACGUGGUCAGCAGCACAAAGCCAAUGGAGGUCGAAAGGUAAUUGGAGCCGUAAUGCCGUAUGAAAGGAGGAAGCGAAGAGGUUGUGUAAUUCAAUGCAUAUACAGUAGAAUUUGUAAAGUGCAAACUGUACAGUUCUUUUACAUUCAUGGUUUGUUUUUCAUUGAUAUGAAUUUUACUCGUAAAUGCGGGUAAAGUUUGUGCUUGGUCUCCCUAGUUUUUUUUGUGAAUUAGUGUGAGUUUAUUUGAGAAACAGAAUGUCUUGUCAUGAUAAUGAAUACAUGGUUUACUUGUGCUGGA